AUGUUGCAACGUCUUCGUGAUAUUGUUAAAGAUGAUCAAAAAAAAAUUAGUGAAGCCGAAACAUUAAUUGAUCAUAAUACAGCUAAACUUAAUGUUCAAAGUAAACGUUUAAAACAUAAUGCAUAUAAUGUAUCAAAUUGUUGGAUAUAUUUAAUGUUAAUUGUUGUUAUUAUGACAUUUAUUUCUCUAACAGUAUUUAUGAGAAUGUUUCGUAAACGAACAACAACAAUAACAUAUUCAAAUAAAGAUUCUAAAUCAAGUUUAUUAAGUAAUUCAAUAAAUCAAACAACAAUCAAUAAUACAAAUAUAACAACAACAAAAUCGACAGACUAUAUUAGUUUAUUGUUAAAUUAUGCGAAUGAAAAUCAUACAGAUUUAUAA
This is a messenger RNA of Adineta steineri, 381 nucleotides long. NCBI's taxonomy places the organism in Eukaryota, Metazoa, Rotifera, Eurotatoria, Adinetida, Adinetidae. The record is from the annotation of a GenBank genome assembly.